Molecule: messenger RNA, 2693 nt
Organism: Chlorocebus sabaeus (green monkey)
Lineage: Eukaryota; Metazoa; Chordata; Mammalia; Primates; Cercopithecidae
Gene: LPXN
Product: leupaxin
Biological process (GO): substrate adhesion-dependent cell spreading; negative regulation of B cell receptor signaling pathway; transforming growth factor beta receptor signaling pathway
Source: RefSeq, a predicted model, not a curated record
GCAAAGCUACCAAUUAAUUAUAGCAAGUUGCUAUUCCAUGAACCUAUUUCACCAUUGGUAAAAAGGGAAGGGGAAAUCUACUUCACAGGGCCAUAAUUAGAGUUCCUUACAUAUUGCCUUUUUAUAGUAGGCCUUUGGUAAAUGUUUCAUUCAAGGUGAAUAAAUCACAGUGGUUAAAAAAAGUGAAGAGUUAACCUCGGUGUCACUUUCCAGAGAAAUUGCUAUAAGGCAGUGUAUCUAGACAGGGAUUAUGCUUAACUGAGAUGCACACAGUUUAACAUCUGGUGUCAAACCUCGCUUCCUUCUUUGUGACCCCCCUAUAGAUGUUUGCUUUUUGGACCACUGAGUAAGCCAGGCCCUGAGAGUCCAAGCAUGAAUCCACUUCUGCCCUACUUUUAAGGAUUUAUAAUCCAUGCAGGAAAGCAGAUAAGCAUAAUUUCUGAAUAAAUAAAGACAACAAAAUGAAAUGGAUGCUGGUCAACUCUGAUGGAAAUUUUAAGAAAGAGACUAUGCCUCUGUGGUUCCCCAGCUUCACAGAAAGAAAAAAAAAAAGAAAGGUAGAUGCUCAGUUAGAGUGGGGUACCUACACUUGGAAAAAACGCAAGUGUAAGUCUGCCAUGCCCAUGAAUCCAAGAUGAAUCCUGGCACAGAUUAGGUCCUCAGUUUUUGCAAAAUUAAUUUUGAAUCUUUAUCACCCUGGCCAAUGCACUACCAUAACUCAAAUCUCACUAUCUACCUUUCUAUGUCAAUCCCAUUUUUAAAACUGUAUAACCUAUGAAAAAAAAAAAAAAGCUCACCAAAUCAAAAGAGAGGAAGUGCUAAGCAAAUACAGGAACCAAAAAGGGUUAUAGAGGCUGCCUUAUGCUGUCUCAUCCAGUUCCUUUGCGGUCCUCUUCUUCAGCACAUGCCAAAGCUGUUCCUCACGGCCUGUGAGACAAGAGCAUCUUGGAUGUAGGACAAUGGAAGAAUUAGAUGCCUUAUUGGAGGAACUGGAACGCUCCACCCUUCAGGACAGUGAUGAAUACUCCAACCCAGCUUCUCUUCCCCUGGAUCAGCAUUCCAGAAAGGAGAGUAACCUUGACGAGACUUCAGAGAUCCUUUCUGUUCAGGAUAACACAAGUCCCUUGCCGGCGCAGCUCGUGUAUACCACCAAUAUCCAGGAGCUCAAUGUCUACAGUGAAGCCCAAGAGCCAAAGGUAUCACCACCACCUUCUAAAACGUCAGCAGCUGCUCAGUUAGAUGAGCUCAUGGCUCACCUGACUGAGAUGCAGGCCAAGGUUGCAGUGAGAGCAGAUGCUGGCAAGAAACACUUACCAGACAAGCAGGAUCACAAGGCCUCCCUGGACUCAAUGCUCGGGGGUCUGGAGCAGGAAUUGCAGGACCUUGGCAUUGCCACAGUGCCCAAGGGCCAUUGUGCAUCCUGCCGGAAACCGAUUGCUGGGAAGGUGAUCCAUGCUCUAGGGCAAUCAUGGCAUCCUGAACAUUUUGUCUGUACUCAUUGCAAAGAAGAGAUUGGCUCCAGUCCCUUCUUUGAGCGGAAUGGCUUGGCCUACUGCCCCAACGACUACCACCAACUUUUUUCUCCACGCUGCGCUUACUGUGCUGCUCCCAUCCUGGAUAAAGUGCUGACAGCAAUGAACCAGACCUGGCACCCAGAACACUUCUUCUGCUCUCACUGUGGAGAGGUGUUUGGUGCAGAAGGCUUUCAUGAGAAGGACAAGAAGCCAUAUUGCCGAAAGGAUUUCUUAGCCAUGUUCUCACCCAAGUGUGGUGGCUGCAAUCGUCCAGUGUUGGAAAACUACCUAUCAGCCAUGGACACUGUCUGGCACCCAGAAUGCUUUGUUUGUGGGGACUGCUUCACCAGUUUUUCUACUGGUUCCUUCUUUGAACUGGAUGGACGUCCAUUCUGUGAGCUCCAUUACCAUCACCGCCGGGGAACGCUCUGCCAUGGAUGUGGACAGCCCAUCACUGGCCGUUGUAUCAGUGCCAUGGGGCACAAGUUCCAUCCUGAGCACUUUGUGUGUGCUUUCUGCCUGACACAGUUGUCGAAGGGCAUUUUCAGGGAGCAGAAUGACAAGAUGUAUUGUCAACCUUGCUUCAAUAAGCUCUUCCCCCUGUAAUACCAACUGAUCCACAGCCUCUUCAGGUUCCUUAUACAAUUUAAACCAAGAGAGGAGAGGAAAGGGUAAAUUUGCUGUUCUGACCUUCUGCUUAAUAGUCUUAUAGAAAAAGGUGAUGAGCAAAUAAACUAACUUCUAGACUUUACAUGACUAGGCUGAUAAUCUUAUUUUUGAGGCUUCUAUACAGUUAAUUCUAUACAUUCUCUUUCUCUCUUCUCCAAUCAAGUACUUGGAGUUAGAUUUAGGUCCUUCUAUCUAGUCCCUCUACAGAUGUAUUUUCCACUUGCAUAAUUCAUACCAACACUGGUUUCCUUAGGUUUCUCCAUUUUCACCUCUACUGAUGGCCCUACUCAGAUCUUCUCUAAUUUGGUCCUGAUAUUUGUCUCUUUUCAAGUUUUCCCAUGUCCCUGUGGCUCGCUGUCUUACAAUCACUGCUGUGAAAUCAUGAUACCACUCCUACCUUUUUCCAUCUUCCUUCAGUGUAUUUUUGUUUUCCAAGAGGAAGUAGAUUUUAACUGGACAACUUUAAGUACUGACAUCAUUGAUAAAUAAACCAGCUUGUGGUUUCAAUAA